AUGAAGUUCGAUCUCAUAUUGGACUUUGCUCUCUACUCUCUACUAGGUUACUCCGGGGCUCUUGCUAGCCCGUCCUGCUGCGGACUGGAAAUCACCGGAUGUGCUUACCAUGAGCGUCUUCUGGAGAAUUACAUCGCCGUUUGGGGCGGGAAUCUGUCGCUCAUUGACACUGUCUUCCACCCCGAUGUUGUCCUCUUUGCCGACAGUUUCCCUUCAGCAAGUGGGAAAGGAAGCUCGGCCACCCAUAUAACAAACAGAAAUGAGUUUGCUGCCUUCGUUAAAAGAUCUCGAACUGGAUGGAAGGAAUAUUACUUCAAACCCAUCCGGACAGUUGCGACCGAUCAUUCAAUUGCUGUUCGGUGGAUAAUGCAUGGUGUCCUCGGAUCGAACUUCACACUCUUUCCAACGCCAUUGAAAGAAGGUGCUGCUGUCACCUAUAACGGAACAGACUUCCUUGUCCAAGAUGACUGUACUGGCCAGAUUAGGGAAGCGUACAUUGCAGGGGACAGUAUCUCGUACUUCCAUGCGAUGGGCUUGGACGCUGUCACUGUUUAA
Messenger RNA from Penicillium hordei, 555 nucleotides. RefSeq names its product nuclear transport factor 2 family protein. Bases 1 to 555 code for a protein of 184 amino acids. Lineage: Eukaryota; Fungi; Ascomycota; Eurotiomycetes; Eurotiales; Aspergillaceae. The record is from RefSeq and is a predicted model, not a curated record. The transcript is spliced from 2 exons.